AUGGCUACAGUGAAGACAAUGGCUUCUAUGAAACGCUUUGAUGUUCGCAGUUUAGAAGCAGCAGAACUAGUUCACUCCGUGCUCGUGGUGUCCGCUGAGCAUCUCGACAAUCAUCUUCAGAAUAAUUCCAUCUGGAUACUUGACGCCACUGUCGCUUUCAUAUGUUUAUUUCUGCUAAUGGAGGAUGCGUUUAUCCUAUACGAAUUGAAUUCGGAGUUGCACUGGCUCAACUGCGAAGCUUAUCUCUCACUGCAAGACGCCGUCGCAACAGAUCAUCGCUACCUGAAGGAUGCUAUUGUUCUCGACGCUUCGGAUGAAAAAGCAAAAAAACAGUUUAUGUUGAUUUUGGGACUUCGUUUUUCGAAUUUAUCGGUGUUCCUGCCUUUCUGCGAUAAAUGGAAUCUUGCGCAAAGAAGGCGAUGGACCGAUUCCGUGUUGGACAACAGCGACAUCAGUUCGGCAAACUCUUCGAUUUGCUAUGAUAAGAUCAAUCCCGUUAUGGCAUUUCCGACUAGGCAAAUUCCAUGUCCAAAAUUGAAAGCAAGACGUUCUUCCGGGUCCAUUCUUAGCCCUAAAAUCUCCAGUGAUUACCUUAAAGAAUGUACGAUCUUCACUGUAGAACUUCCCCAAGCCCAUACAGAACGCGUCGACUUCGUCUUCGUCAUAGCUUGA
Angiostrongylus costaricensis is the source of this 672-nucleotide messenger RNA. The record is from the annotation of a GenBank genome assembly. NCBI's taxonomy places the organism in Eukaryota, Metazoa, Nematoda, Chromadorea, Rhabditida, Metastrongylidae.